This is a messenger RNA of Zeugodacus cucurbitae (melon fly), 6606 nucleotides long. RefSeq names its product ecdysone receptor. Lineage: Eukaryota; Metazoa; Arthropoda; Insecta; Diptera; Tephritidae. The record is from RefSeq and is a predicted model, not a curated record. Gene Ontology annotation, molecular function: ecdysone binding; nuclear receptor activity; RNA polymerase II cis-regulatory region sequence-specific DNA binding. Gene Ontology annotation, biological process: negative regulation of transcription by RNA polymerase II; positive regulation of transcription by RNA polymerase II; ecdysone receptor signaling pathway. The transcript is spliced from 8 exons. Bases 2831 to 5803 code for a protein of 990 amino acids. Gene Ontology annotation, cellular component: nucleus.
UCCGUUAUACUUCGGUAGUAUGAUCGAAUAUUUUUUCGAGCGGAAUAUUCAUAGAAACAAUUUUGUUCUCUAAUAACUCUCUAGAAAGUAUCACUUCAGAAACUAUAUAUCGAUAAUUCUUAUCAACCAAACAGUUUAUGUUUCACUCCCUAUUAAGUUCUCGCCUAAACUAAAACCCACAAUUCACUGCUGGCAACGCUGUGCGAGACAUAUUGAAUAGCGCUUGCGCUUUCAAGCACGUAAACAAAAUAAAUACAAUAACAACCACAUUGAAUGACAUACUUUCGAGAGAGCCACAUAGCGAAAGAGAGAGCGCGCUCAUAUUGACAAUGCAGCACUGUGUUGCAACAGUAGCGACAGCGACAACAACAGUGUGGGCAGUGAGCGAAUGCGGCGAACAAAACGAAAUGUCAGAAAUAGACAAACGAGGCGAGCAAAGAAAAGCAGAGAAUAUACAUUUGAAAUAGCCAGCAAUAGGCAGUUUGUAGUUAUUGUUGGUUAUUGUGCUGCGGCGAGCGAUAGAAAUGUGAGCGAAUUUCGUGUCGUGUGUGUUUUGUUGUGCGACAAAGUGAAAAAUUGUUAAUAAACAAAUAGAAUUUGUGAAACAAACGAAAAACAUAAAUAAAUGCAAAAUCUGUACGAAAACGCGAAGUGUGUGGUGUGAAGAACGAAGGUAAAUAAAGCAAGUGUGACGUGUGAAAAGCCAGUGAAAAUUUGUGCCGUGGAAAAAGUGGAAAUCGCUUUGCUUUUAGUGUACUGCUGUGCAUACGUACAUACAUAUAUAUAUAUAUACAUAUGGGUAUGUGUGUGUGUGUGUGUGUGUGUGUGUAGGUUUGUGUAAUAAUGUGUGGGAAUAAACACACAGUGAGUUGUGCUCAUUCGCGUCUGUGUGCAGGCUAAUUGCUGAGCAGAAAAUUCUUUUUGGGGUGUAGGAAAAAUCUUUGUCUGCUGCCAAUAGUAAGCGAUGCAACCAUGCGAUGCAUUCACCGUCAUACAUACAUACAUACAUAUAUACAAGCGCAUCCGUAGGGAAAAGUACAUAAUACGGCGAGAACGACGGUGGUGCGGAAGCUCGCGUCUACGGCGGCACAAUAGCAACAACAACAGCUGUAAAAGCAAAGCAAAAGUCAGAGCAGCGACGCUGGCAGCGCCCGUCCAUAAUAAUAGCAACAAUGAAAGAAGUUACGAAAGACACGUUAAAAGGCAGAGCGAAUUGGCUUUUGAAAUGGAAUGAGAGCAUGAGAGCGAUGUUGCGCUCUUGCGCUCUCCACAACUGUCAAAUUGCCGCCGCGUGUGGAGGCGAAUAUAAACAAAACAAAUUGAUAACUGCAAUUGCAGGAGAGCGUAUGAUGAAGAGAGCGCAAAACUACUGCCGAGAGCGGCUGCAUACAAUGCAUUUUCCAACUCACACUCACACAUACACAAGUGCACUGCCUAAACGGCCGAGUCGGCAAGUCUUGGCCCUAAUAGCAAUGUACGAGUAUGAGCCCAAUUGGUAGUGAACAACGGUCGGUCGUUUGAACGGACAGCGGAAUAUAAACGUGUACGCGUUGAGAAACGCUGAAGCAAAACAAUAAAAUCGAUGGACGGACACAGUUGAAUAUUAUAAGCGUGUGUGUGUGUAUGCGGACUUAACUCUGCGCUGAGCUGCUGUUGCGGAUUUUUUCCAUCUCUAAACUAGCAAUGCGAAUUCGUACAUAUGCAACUACUAAAACACAAACACACACAUACAUGUGCAUGAGUAUGCAUUUAGCUGUAGUUGGCCGUCUGUCUGCUGCUGCUGCUGACUGUCCGAUAAACUAACUCGCUGGCUUCAACGUUUUAGUUAGUUAGUUAUUUUCGUUGGUCUCCGUGUGAGAGUCGCGCAGCAAACGUUCUUGCUCGUAUUAGUUGGCAAUAACCAUUUGGUGGCAUGCAGGCUUCUUCUAAUAGUUAAAAGUGUCUGCAAAAUGCAAUAUUUUUACGGUCCGAACCUGGUGAGCAGGCCAGCUGAAGUGCAUGCUAAAGUUUAAGUGCAAAAAAAAAAAAUACUAAAAAAACAAAAAGACAAAAGGAAAGUGACAAAUGCAACGAAGCUGAAGAAGCUAAUGUACAGUAAGAAUGGAGAAGAUAUGAAAAAAAUAUAUAAAAAGUGUGAAUUGAAGAUUCAGAAAAAGCAUAAAUAAAUUUUAUUGAUUCCACAUAUUUCAUUAAACAAAUAAAAAAGAAUCGCGUGAAAAAUGUGGAGCGUGUUAAAAGUUGAGUGCUUGUGUUCAAAAAUAAAAUUCUAAAAUAAAUUGCAAACAACUAAAGUUAUAUGUAUAAAGUUAAAUAUACAUAAAUAUAUGUAUAUCGUUAUAAAAUCGACAAAUAAAACACAUUAACUGGAUUAACUGUAACUCUAUUGAAACUAUCUCAAAUUCGGGAUUAAUGCAGUGCUCGGAAAUCUAUAUCGAAAGUCAAUAACAACGGCUGCUAGAAGAUUGGAAGCAUACCGAAUAAACACUUUAACGGUAAAUCAGGUGCACUAUGCAUGUCAAUUGCAUACUGUAACCGGUGUCGCCACAAAUUAACUGACGCUUUGCUUGCAAUGAAAAUGUAAAUGAAGCAAGAAUAGCAGGAAAAUGUUGCGCGAAGUUCGUCUUUUGCCAACAAACUUGAUUGCAAUAACCGCAAAAUGUGCAACAAUCAAAAGGCAAUUUGAAACCGAACGCCAGUGAAUACCGCUUGCUGCCAGGCCGCAAGCAAAUUAGGCGUCCUACAACAACAACAGCAACCGCAACAAAUUUUUAUCACGCGUCAUCGAAUAUUUUCUUAGUCAAACACCAGUUGCUUGAGCCAGCAACCCAACAUGUAUCGUUUAAAUGUGCAACAACAACAACAAUCUCAGCAACAACCAACGUCGUCAGCGUCGACGUCCUCCACGUCGAAUGCCAAAACAUCGACGCAAACGUCGACUGCCGGCGCUGCCACCGCCGCCACCAUCAUACCCAGUCACAUUUUAUUGCAGCAACAAUUGGCAGCAGCAGCCGCUGCCGCCGCGGCUGGCGUCAAUCAGCCACCGGCUACAAUUGCUGCAACGCAUCUACUCAGCGUUGCUGCCAUAGCCAGCGGUGAUGUGGGUAAUGCGCUUGACUUGAACGGUGGCCAGCACCAGCAGCAACGCGCAGCACUCAUCCACCAGCCGCGUCAAGCACAUGUGACACAUCAUCAGCGACUGCAUGUCAACAACAACCACAAUGCCACCGGCAUCAGCCUUGGUGAGAAGCCCACAAUCAUAACGAACGUCUUGGCCGCUUCGGUGGAAGAGAAAAUUAAAAUCAUUUCGACUGCCAUUAAAAAAGAGCCGCUGCACGAAGUCAUUGCGCUGACGAAGAACUCCGCAGCGACAGCAACGGCCGUUGCGGCACCGUCGUCAGCGUCUCUGACGACUGCCGUUAACAAUAGUGCGCACAGCAACUAUAGCAAUACUAGCAUUAAUCGCAACAGCAAUAAUACUCUAAGCAACAGCAACAAUAGCAAUAACAAUCACGGCAAUACGGGCCACAAUACGACACACAACAGCAACAAUAUAAUAGCACUCACUGUCAACACACUGCCGUCAACGGCAUCCUCAACCAGCGGUACUUCCAUUUCCGUUGCUGCCAAUAAGUCUUCUUCCACAGUGAGCGCUGGCGUGAGUCAUGCCAAUGCAACAACAAUAGCUGUGAGUCCACUGAACAAUGUGAACACCAUAAAUCUUGUGGUUGGUGGUGGUGGUGCUGCUGCUGCUGGUGGUGUUUCCGGCGCCGCUUCGACGAGCAGUGGCGUUGCGGGCGGCGGCACCUUGGUCAUCACAACUGGUGGCAAUCACAGCGCUACAGCGUCAUCCUCUUCCGCGGCAGCUGCAGGUGGUAAUGCCAGCGGUACUGCCAAUGGACAUCUUGUCUUUGUGCCCAAGCGCGCCCGUUUGGAAUGUCCUCCAAGUAAUGAGGAAUGGAUUUCAACCUCUAGUCCGGGUAGUGUGCCCAGUUCAGCGCCACCAUUGAGCCCAUCACCGGGUUCACAGAACCACAGCUACAGCGCGAAUAUGUCGAAUGGCUACGCUUCACCGAUGUCCGCCGGCAGCUACGAUCCAUACAGUCCCAAUGGUAAACCAGGCCGCGAUGAUCUCUCACCGUCGAGCAGUCUCAACGGCUAUUCGGCCAAUGAAAGUUGUGAUGUCAAAAAGAUCAAAAAGGGUCCAGCGCCGCGUCUGCAGGAGGAACUGUGUCUGGUGUGCGGCGAUCGUGCAUCCGGCUAUCAUUACAAUGCGCUCACCUGUGAAGGUUGUAAGGGUUUCUUUCGGCGCAGCGUCACGAAGAACGCUGUGUAUUGUUGUAAAUUCGGGCGCUCCUGUGAAAUGGACAUGUAUAUGCGACGGAAAUGUCAAGAGUGUCGCAUGAAGAAAUGCCUGGCGGUCGGUAUGCGACCGGAGUGCGUGGUGCCGGAGAAUCAAUGCGCUAUGAAGCGACGCGAGAAGAAGGCGCAAAAGGAGAAAGAGAAACAAACUACUACUGGCAAUUCACCGAUCAUAUGUAAAAGUGAAUCCAUUAAGAAUGAAAUACUCGAACUGAUGAACUGUGAACCGCCGUCGCAUCCAACAUGUCCGUUGCUACCUGAUGAUAUUGUGGCCAAGUGCAAGGCGAGCAACAUUCCGCCGCUCACGCGUAACCAGUUGGCGGUCAUAUACAAAUUGAUCUGGUAUCAGGAUGGUUAUGAACAGCCAUCGGAGGAAGAUCUCAAGCGUAUUAUGAGCACCCCCGACGAAAACGAAAGCCCGAAUGAUAUCAGCUUUCGGCAUAUAACCGAAAUCACCAUUUUGACAGUACAACUUAUUGUGGAGUUUGCAAAAGGUUUACCGGCAUUUACGAAAAUUCCACAAGAGGAUCAAAUCACGUUGCUGAAGGCCUGCUCAUCUGAGGUGAUGAUGUUGCGUAUGGCCCGCCGCUACGAUCACAAUUCGGAUUCCAUAUUCUUCGCCAACAAUCGUUCAUAUACGCGUGAUGCGUACAAAAUGGCCGGUGUGGCCGAUAAUAUUGAGGAUCUAUUGCAUUUCUGUCGGCAGAUGUACUCGAUGAAGGUCGACAAUGUCGAAUACGCGCUCCUCACUGCCAUUGUGAUCUUCUCCGAUCGGCCGGGACUCGAAAAAGCCGAACUAGUCGAAGCGAUACAAAGUUACUACAUCAAUACGCUGCGCGUUUAUAUAAUAAAUCGACAUUGCGGCGAUACGAAGAGUCUGGUGUUCUUCGCAAAAUUACUCUCCAUAUUGACUGAGCUGCGCACGUUAGGCAAUCAGAAUGCCGAAAUGUGUUUCUCAUUGAAAUUGAAGAAUCGUAAACUGCCGAAAUUCCUCGAAGAAAUCUGGGAUGUGCAUGCGGUGCCACCAUCCGUGCAAUCCCAUAUACAGGCGACGCAAGCCGAACGCGACAGUCUGGAGGCCAAUUCGACAGUUGUCGCCACCACAUCCACAUCAGCAGCAGCAAGUUCGUCCUCCGGCUCACCCACGGACAUGGUCGGCGGUGGUUUUGCGAAUCACUCGCCCAGCUCCACAUCGGUCUCAUCGAGCGCCAUCGGCAUGAACGGUGGUCUGUCUGCGGCGACGACGGCGGGUACGUCCAGCAUAUACGGCAUGCCACUCAAACAGGAGUACAUAAUGGGACCGGGCAGUGGCAUCGGCAUCGGCGGCAAUCUGACGCUGAAGUCAGAGCAUUUAAUCGGCAUGCAGUUAUCCGGUGAUCACCACAUGAUGGGCAUACAACUGAAGCAGGAGCACAUGAUGGGUGGCGUCGAUCACACGGCAUAGCACCACGCGCACGUGCAGCAACAGUCGCUGCUGCUCAGCGGUGGUAGCGGCGGUGGUGGUGUUGAUGGCCGCGUGUUGCACGACAACGAUGUCCAGAUGGAUGACAGCAUGGAUGGCGGCGAUGUCGUUGUGGUGGAUGCGAGCAGUGGAGUUGGUGUUAGUGCUAUGCAAGGGCUCGAAUGAGCUGUGUGGCAGCGCAGCUAGUGAGGCAGCGCAGUUGCUUGUGGUGCGCCUGUAGUGCACAUGUAGCGCCCGUUUUUAUUUGGUUUAAUAUUAAGCUUUCGUUUGUUGUUAAGCGGUGGGGUGCGGGCGCUACCCAGCUGCUGGCGUUACGCAAUGCAAUGCAUUGCGAUUGAUGUGUGUAUGGCAGCUAGACAUGCAAACGGGAAAAUUAGUGAAAUAGAAUGUGCGCGCGGGGUUAACGGCACACUUGUAUGUAUGUAUAUGGGGGGCGUGUACUCUAAAUUUUGUUGAUUUACUGUGCGCGCCAAAAACAAAAACUGCAGUUAUUUAGUGAUUAAGUGAGCGCGCGCAAGCGUUGCGGCAUGCACCAUACGGUGGUGGCAAAAACACAAAAAACAAAAAAGAAAAAUUAUAAAAAACACACACACACAGAUAGUUACAUGAGAGUAACGAGGCAUACUUGUAAAUUAUUAUCAAUGCUACUGUACUGUCGUCCGUUUGUAUUUAUAUAUAUAUUUAAACAAUGGAAAAGUUGUUGCACGCAGUUGACGUGUUUCGCGCUUGUUUGUUGCGAAGCAAAGUUGUGAAAGCAAAGUCGAGAGUAUGAAAACAUAUAAAUA